UUUUUUUCCGGUAAAUUCCAAAAAAAAAAAAACCGUAGUGUUCCUUCCGGAUUCACGUAUACAGCGCUGCAGCAUUCAGUACACGACAUGUCACGGAAUCGCAUCACAGCUGGUCCAAAAUCCGUCGUUUGUCAAGAAACAGACUUAAGGGGCGAAAUAUCCAUCGGCUCUAUUUUGCAUCCUCAGUGUCGUGUUAUAGCGGAGAAUGGACCCAUUUAUAUCGGUCGAAAUAAUAUCAUUGAAGAAAACGUCAUCAUUUUCAACAACCAUUCAACGCCGCUGAUUAUCGAUAUCGAAGGCUCGCCCAUAGGCAAUAAUAACAUUGUGGAAGCCCGGGCACGUGUCAUCGGAAACACGACCGUAGGCAACCAUUGUGUGAUUGGGGCAGGCUGCUCAACCGACGCCAACGAGAAAAUCGUCGACUACACUGUCAUUUACGGUGGGCAAUCGAAAAGGCGCACACAAAGUGAAGUUUUGCCAGCCCAGGCAUCGUUGCAUGCCCGUCACUUGGAAUAUCUGAGAGAAGUUUUACCAAAAUACAAUCAUCUGAAGAAACUCGAUACCAUGUAAUAUACACUAUCUAAUGAAGAAAAAAUGCAUA
Molecule: messenger RNA, 601 nt
Organism: Radiomyces spectabilis
Lineage: Eukaryota; Fungi; Mucoromycota; Mucoromycetes; Mucorales; Radiomycetaceae
Product: trimeric LpxA-like protein
Exons: 7
Coding region: 88-570 (160 amino acids)
Biological process (GO): mitotic spindle organization
Cellular component (GO): dynactin complex
Molecular function (GO): dynein complex binding
Source: RefSeq, a predicted model, not a curated record